CAACGACCGCUUGAUUGUCGUAAAACGCCGAACGUCAGCGCUAUCGUGGCGCAACGCUAGUUUGUCGUCGACGUUUUCGCUGCAACUUACGCGCGUUUAUUUCUGUUUUCUGUACGAUUGUACUUGAACGGAAAUUCGCCUGAAAACCAGUAAAAAUGUCCCGUAGAAGGAUGAUUAUGGUAACGCGGCCACGUAUCGAUUCCGAAAGGUUGAUAGAGGAGGUGAAAAAGCGGCCGUGCAUCUACAGCCUGAAAGCCGGUCGCGGAAACGAAAACCACGAGUUAAAGAACGCAGCGUGGGGCGAAAUCGGGGCGGCCAUGUUUACUAGCGGAUGGGAUAAGACCUCUAUUGCCGAGAAAGAUAAGUACGUUAGAGAGCUGCAAAUCAAAUGGAGGUCGCUAAGGGACAAUUUCACCAGGCAGUUAAGGAUCCAAGAAGCGGUGAAGGCAGGAGUUAAGUCCCAGGCACCAAAGAAAUAUGUUUUUAUGGAUUCUUUGUCGUUUCUUUUGCCCUACGUCUCUAAAAGGGACAAGUAUAUGUACACUAACAACACAUCAGAAGAGGAGGCAAGCAUAACAGACACCAACGACUCAAGCGUAUACUGCUCAGAAGACAUCAAACCAGACGUAUCCUCACAUGACGACGAACUUGACGUAAUGGAAAUGAGUCCCAUUAAACCAACUGAAACCACUCCUCAACCUCAAAUCCAAUUAAUCCCUAUACUACCUAAACCAACUCCGCAGACUGCAUUCGUUUCUGGCGCUAUAGAUUACAAUUCUAUUACGGCCUCCCAUUUAAAGUUCACAGCAGCCAAUUCUCAGGACGACCAGCCACUGAAAAGGGUGGCUGCUUGUAUGGAAGAAAUGAUCCAGCUACAGAAAGACGAGACGGCUGAUGAUCCGACGGGAAACAAGAAGUUUUUGUUGAGCCUGUUGCCGUUUAUGAAGAAGUUGCCGGAUGAUGUUAAUUUGGAGGUUCGAUUGCAGUUGGUGAGCGUCUUGGAGACUUAUAUUAGAGGGAUGAACACUAAAUAAGUUCUAUUAUUGACAAAGAUUUGUGUUGUUGUUAUUUUAGGCAUAUGUUAUUCGUUCUGAUAAUAAAACUUACCUCAUACCUCCCAA
Messenger RNA from Anthonomus grandis grandis, 1121 nucleotides. RefSeq lists its product as uncharacterized. Gene Ontology annotation, cellular component: nucleus; transcription regulator complex. Gene Ontology annotation, biological process: regulation of transcription by RNA polymerase II. The record is from RefSeq and is a predicted model, not a curated record. Gene Ontology annotation, molecular function: DNA binding. NCBI's taxonomy places the organism in Eukaryota, Metazoa, Arthropoda, Insecta, Coleoptera, Curculionidae. Bases 156 to 1034 code for a protein of 292 amino acids. The transcript is spliced from 3 exons.